This is a messenger RNA of Notothenia coriiceps (black rockcod), 1586 nucleotides long. RefSeq lists its product as uncharacterized. Gene Ontology annotation, biological process: response to bacterium. Bases 1 to 1008 code for a protein of 335 amino acids. The transcript has 5 exons. The record is from RefSeq and is a predicted model, not a curated record. NCBI's taxonomy places the organism in Eukaryota, Metazoa, Chordata, Actinopteri, Perciformes, Nototheniidae.
AUGUUACCGCUAUCGGUAACCCUGCUUCUUCUUCAUCAAGGAUAUACACUGGCUCCAGUGACUACAGUUCAACUUGGUGAAUCUGUGACCUUAACGUGUGCUCUGCCAAAAACUGAGAUAAGGCGCAGAGAGCUCCGCUGGUACAAGCAGAGUGCUGGAGAGACUCUGACAUUAAUUGUGAAACUGCCCGAAUCCUCAAAACCUACAUUUGCACAAGGGUUUUCUGACUCAAGAUUGGAGGUACAUAUUGGUAACAAUUUAAGCACCCUGACCAUUCGGAGGACAAUCCCAGAAGAUGAAGGAAUGUAUCACUGCUUAAUCGAGGAUUUGAUUAGGAAUCGUGUAUGGAGUGGGACCUAUUUGUUAUUAAAAGGAAACACUCAGAGGACUUCAAACUAUUCUGUUCAGUGCCCGACAUUAUCUGAUCCGGCUCCUCAAGAAAACUCGAUGACCCUUCAGUGUUCGGUCCUCUCUAAAUCGGAGAAUAAAACAUGUCAAGGAGACAUCAGUGUGUUCUGGGUUGGAGCUGGAUCAGAUCAAUCUCAUCCAAACAUCAUGUACACUGAUGGAAGGAGACAAGAGGAAUGUGAGAAGUUACCGGACACUCAGAAGAGUUGUGUUUAUCGCUUCUCAAAGAACUUCAGCUCAUCUGAUGCCGGGACUUACUACUGUGCUGUGGCCACAUGUGGAGAGAUACUAUUUGGAGAUGUUACACAUCCGCAGUUAGAGAAAACUGCAAGUCCUGAAGUCUUUGCGCUGGUGAUAGCGAUUGUCUGCUUGGUAAUUUCUAUGAUUGGAAACAUUGUUUUCUUCUGUUGCCGAACUUCAAAAUGUAAAGGAAUAGAAAACCCCACUGGGCAAGCAAGAUAUGACAACUCAAGCCAACCAGUGCAUGAUAUGGUAAGUAAUGACACAAUAUUUGUUGGGAUCUUUUUUAAUAACAUGAAAUCAAACAGCACCACUAACAGUAAACAUGUAAGGGAGGAUGUACAUCUGGCCGGUCAUUAGUGCGAUGUGAGCCCUGACAGGGUGAGCAGCAAUCUUAAAUCGUCUGGUGAUUCAUUUUGUCCAGAAUGACCGACUAGCUGUACGAGGUCCUUCUUAUUACAUGACUACUUACCAAAUACAACCAAUCUGUUUAUAAAUUCAAACAAAACUGUGUAAAAGUAGACAAGUAGACACUCAUGAAUGAUCUUUCUUAUUGCCGCACAGAUGAAGGGGGAAAUGAUCUGAACUAUGCGCCCUUUCAUUUAUCUGGAAGGAAGGCUACAAGAGGAAGGAAUAGGACGUGAUUUGACUACUGAAGAAAGUGGUGCUACUUCUCAUGUUAAAUGCUACACUGUGAAUGUGUGUCAAAAAAACCCGUAGGUUGGUUGAUCACACUGACCUGCUGACAUGAUCUUAUAAUGUAAUAUGUUAGUUUCCCUUUGUGUGAGGGAGUUUUUUCCAUGCUAAAAAUCUGAAAAUCAUAUCAUACAGAUGCUUUUUAUAUUCCUUGUUUGCACCAUUUAUUUGAUCUGCUCAUCCUUGUGUUUGAUGCUGUUUGUCAUUUUUAUCUUAUGAAAUUCACUAAACCCUAUUGGUUA